Messenger RNA from Phacochoerus africanus (Common warthog), 1788 nucleotides. RefSeq names its product SH3 domain containing GRB2 like 3, endophilin A3 (gene SH3GL3). The coding region runs from base 293 to 1336 and encodes 347 amino acids. Gene Ontology annotation, cellular component: cytoplasm; glutamatergic synapse; presynapse. Gene Ontology annotation, molecular function: protein binding. The record is from RefSeq and is a predicted model, not a curated record. Gene Ontology annotation, biological process: synaptic vesicle uncoating; endocytosis. The transcript is spliced from 9 exons. Lineage: Eukaryota; Metazoa; Chordata; Mammalia; Artiodactyla; Suidae.
CGAGUCCUCCGGGUCUCCACGCAACAAUGAAGCGUGGGCGGCCCCAGAGGCUUCAUUUGCAUACUGCCGCGGCUUGGCCAAUGGGCUGCGCAGGGGCUUUGGAACGCAGUGUUGCCAUCUGCGUGCGCGCGUGUGCGAGUGUGACAGCGGCUGUGGCUGUGGCCGUGGGAGGCGGGCCCGGCGGAGCACAGCCGCGCGGGGACCGGCCCCGGCGCCCGCUCCCCCAGCGCGUCGCGGCCGCGUGGCCCGGCCGAGCCCAGAGACCAUCCAGCCCCGGCCGGGCGCUGUCGCGAUGUCUGUGGCAGGGCUGAAGAAGCAGUUCCACAAAGCCAGCCAGCUAUUUAGUGAAAAAAUAAGUGGUGUUGAAGGAACGAAACUAGAUGACGAAUUUCUUGACAUGGAAAGGAAAAUAGAUAUUACCAAUAAAGCUGUUGCAGAAAUUCUUUCAAAAGCCACAGAAUAUCUUCAGCCAAAUCCAGCAUACAGAGCUAAGCUAGGAAUGCUGAACACUGUGUCGAAGAUCCGAGGACAGGUGAAAACCACUGGAUACCCACAGACAGAAGGCUUGCUGGGCGACUGCAUGCUCAAAUAUGGGAGGGAGCUCGGCGAAGGCUCCACCUUUGGCAAUGCACUGAUAGAAGUAGGUGAAUCCAUGAAGCUAAUGGCUGAGGUGAAAGACUCUCUUGAUAUUAAUGUAAAGCAAACUUUUAUUGAUCCACUUCAGUUACUACAAGACAAAGAUUUAAAAGAGAUUGGGCAUCACCUGAAAAAGCUGGAAGGCCGCCGCCUGGAUUACGAUUAUAAAAAGAAGCGAGUAGGUAAGAUACCAGAUGAAGAAGUCAGACAAGCAGUAGAAAAAUUUGAAGAGUCAAAGGAGUUGGCUGAAAGAAGCAUGUUUAAUUUUUUAGAAAAUGAUGUAGAACAAGUCAGCCAGUUGGCCGUGUUUAUAGAGGCAGCUUUAGACUAUCACAAACAAUCCACAGAGAUUCUGCAGGAGCUACAGAGCAAGCUACAGAUGCGGAUAUCGGCUGCGUCCAAUGUCCCCAAACGAGAAUACAAGCCACGGCCCAUAAAGAGGAGUCCUAGUGAGCUCAAUGGGGUGUCCACCCCCUCUUCAGCAAAGACAACAGGUUCUAACAUUCCCAUGGACCAGCCCUGCUGUCGUGGUCUCUAUGACUUUGAGCCAGAAAACCAAGGAGAACUAGGAUUUAAAGAAGGGGACGUCAUUACAUUAACCAAUCAAAUAGAUGAAAACUGGUAUGAAGGAAUGCUUCAUGGGGAAUCUGGAUUCUUCCCCAUUAAUUAUGUUGAAGUGAUUGUGCCUUUACCUCAGUAAAAGUGUAUCUCUAACUUUGGACAUUCUUUCAUAACUGCAGUGAAUUCACACCAGUGUCCUCUCAGUGUGGUGUUCUGUGGCAUUCUUGCUCUUUGACCAACUUAAUGACUUUUGUAUGUGUGUUCUCUUUAUAAUGUAUUUUGUAUCAAUUUAAUUGUAUAAAUGAUUUUCUUGUCUUAGCUACAUGAAAAUACCGUUCUCCCUUUUUGCUUAUUGUCCUAAGAGUCAUUGGUUAAAUAAAUGUAUGUGCUUCUUGUUGCUAAAAAUAAAUGGUACCCAUUGCAGUUUCGUCAGUGAAUCGCCCGUAUUCCUCAAGCUGAGGUGGAAUGCAACACUUGAAACUAAGAACUGCUAAAUAUUUUGUUUCCUGACAUUACUGAUGGCAUCCAGUCUUUUCUCUUCAUGGUGACCUGUGAAUAGCCCAAUAAAUAUGACACACUGUGUUGGCAAAA